UGGUGUCUUUGAACGCACCGCGGGUUGGUCCUCUAGAAGUACAGCCGGUUUGUGUUGGGAAAGUCCACAACGUUGUGGCGCUGCGGCGAUCUGAAGAUAGACACCGACAUUUUCUACUCUUAACGAGCUCAUGAUACUUUCGUAGGAACCCGAGCUCUCUCUUGAACAAUGGAGAAAGCUCCCUUCAGACAGACCCAGAUCUUCGGGGACUGGGAGAUGAAGGAGAGGCUGGGGAUAGGAGGCUUUGCCCAUGUUUACCUCUUCCAGCAAUGCGAAACAAAUGAAAAAAUAGCAGUAAAAAAUUGCCGUCUGGAUCUCACACCAAGGAACAAGGACAGAUGGUGCAGAGAGAUACUGAUCAUGAAAAAGCUGCAUCAUAAUAAUGUUGUGACUGCAAAAGAAGUCCCAGAGGAAAUUAAGGUGAUUGCUUUAAAUGAUCUUCCACUCCUGGCCAUGGAGUACUGCUCCAAAGGAGACCUGAGAAAUGUGCUGAGCAAACCUGAAAACUGCUGUGGUCUGAAAGAAAGUGAAGUGCUUUCAUUACUCCAUGAUGUUGGAAGUGGCAUUCAGUAUCUGCACGAAAACAAAAUCAUUCACAGGGACCUUAAACCUGAAAACAUUGUGCUCCAGGACUGCAGCGGAAAGGUGGUUCAUAAAAUCAUUGACUUGGGUUAUGCCAAAGAUCUGGACCAGGGCAGUCUGUGCACUUCUUUUGUGGGCACUCUUCAGUACCUGGCUCCCGAGUUAUUUGACACCAAGCCAUACACAGUUGCUGUUGACUAUUGGAGCUUUGGCACAAUGGUUUUUGAAUGCUGCUGCGGUUUCCGUCCUUUUCUGCACAACUGGCAACCUGUGCAGUGGGCUGGUGUAGUGAAGAAUAAAGGUCCAAAAGACAUCAUGGCAGUAGAGGAUUCUAAUGGUGAAGUCAAGUUCUCAACACAUCUCGCACACCCAAACAAUCUCAGCAGGGCUCUGGUGGAGCCGUUGGAAAACGUUCUUCAGCUGAUGUUGAAGUGGAACAAAGAGCAGAGAGGAGGCCCAGUGCAUCGUGCCACAAAGAGACCGAUGUGCUUUGAGAUGCUCGAUGACUUACUGAAUAUGAAUGUCGUCCACAUCCUGAAUAUGACCACAGCUCAGGUCCUCUCAUUCAAACUGAGUCCAGAUGAGAGUCUUCACAGUCUGCAGAUGCGCAUUGAGGCCGAAACCAAGAUUGAAGUUGUGAACCAGGAGCUGCUGCAGGAGACAGGGGUCUCUCUGGACCCCAGGAAGCCUGCUAAUCAGUGUGUUCCUUUGGACGGAAUGAGAGGGUGGGAUGAAUACAUCGUGUACUUGUUUGACAAGAGCAUCACCAACUACUCUGGUCCCUUGAAUGCCAGAGACCUGCCUGAAAGAGUCAACAAUAUUGUACAAGAUCCGAAAAAGUUGCUACCUCUGGUUGAGUUAAAGAAAGUUUGGGGCGAAGCUGUGAACUACAUCUGUGGUCUGAAAGACGACUACAGCAGACUCUUCCAAGGCCAGAGAGCUGCCAUGUUGAGCCUCCUGCGCUUCAACACCAACCUGACCAGGUGUAAAAACAGCAUGUUCGGCUUCUCUCAGCAGCUCAGAGCCAAACUGGAUUUCUUUAAGUGUAGCAUCCAGUAUGACCUGGAAAAAUACAGCGACCAGAUGCAGUAUGGGAUAUCGUCUGAAAAAAUGCUGAAAGUCUGGCAGGAAAACGAAGAAAAAGCUGCUACCUUUGCACAGGUGGCAGAAGUGAGCCAUUUGGAUGAUGAGAUUAUGGCUCUUCAUUCUGAGAUCGUAGAGCUUCAGAGGAGCCCAUUCGCUCGGCGACAAGGAGACAAGAUGGAGCAACUAGAAGGAAAGGCAAUAGAGUUCUACGUGCAGCUGAAGAGAACAUGCAAAGCUGCUGACUCCGAUGGCACCGGCGACAGCUCUGAAAUGGUGAAGGCCAUCAUCCAGACUGUCCAGAACCAAGAUAAGGUCCUCAAAGAUCUGUACACCCACCUCAGCAAAAUCCUGAAUAGCAAACAGAAGAUUAUUGACUUGUUUCCACGGAUUGAGAAAACCCUGGAGAGCAUCAAAGAGGCUGACAACACAGUGAUGCAAAUGCAGAUCAAAAGACAGAAAGAGUUUUGGCAUUUACUCAAGAUUGCUUGUGCCCAGAACUCGUCUCGGAACUCCAUGGCAGCCAGUCCCGAGUCAUCCCGCCUGCUGCAGGUUUCUCAGUGGUCCCAGUCUGCACAGCCUGUCAGCUCCCCUCAUCCCCUAACCUCCCUGCCUGGACGAAAUGACAGUGAUGCUGCUCCACGACUGCUGCAGGAGAACCAGAAGUACCUCAGUCAGCUGUCCAAUCUGAUGCAAGAGGCCGCAGACGAACAAGCAAAGAGCAUAGUGGAGCAAGACUGGAGCUGGACAAAAUAUGAAAUGUUAACAACAAAAUUAAAAAAGCGAAAUGCGUAAGCCCCCUUUGCAUCCUCCUUUCCCUCUGGUACUCAGAGUAACACUAAGGACCGAAGGCCGUCAGCUCGGUGGAGUGGCAUCAUGCAUUGUACAGCCGCAUGUGACUCGGGAAAAUCCCGAUUAAGAAAACAGUUCCUUUGUUUUGCUUGGUGGUGUCUGUUAUCAUCAUCCCACACGGUGGAAGGUUUGAUAAAUUAAUAACCCUGUUUUUAUACCAGAGAACAAACAAGCUGUGUCGCCACUCCUUUUCAGUAUGCUGCACAAUAUCCCAUCACAGAUCAUCGGUUUGUCUCCACUGUUGUAUCGCUGAGCAAACUGUAGCACCGGAUUUGAGGGUUUAGAUCGAUGGUAUCCGGAGGAACUUGGGAACCUUGUGGCACAGGAAGAAAACACAGGAAACGUUGUGGGUGGUGACCUGGGAGGGGGGAUGGAAGAGGAGAAUAAAGCACUUUGAUAUUUCCAUGUAGCCUCUCUGAAGAUGAGCUGCGGACACUGGCAGAGUUCACAGACACAACAAAACAGAAACCGUCAGUCACUCAUCAUCAGUUUUGUAUAUUUUACUAUCAUUGUUUUUGGGGUUUACAUUAUGUGUAUGUUUUUGAAACUAGUGUUAUAUAUUCAAAGCAGAGGCGUUUUGUUUCAUGUGCCUCAUACAUGGCUGGCCAUUGUGUUUAUACAUAGUCUAUUCUGUAAAUGUCUUUUAACUAUGAUGAAGAUUAGACGGGGUUUGUCAAAGCGGAGGGUCUUCGCUGCAUUCACAUCAAAAACGGUUGAAUCGACUGGACUCAUUAGUCAGAAUCUCUCAGAAGAAAUUCACUACUUGUUAGAAAUAAACAGCAAAAGCUCAAAGAAUGAUACUUCUUACAGCGAGGUUAUUAAACUAAACACGGACAGAUAAGACAAUCAAAGAAGAUAAAUCGUUAAGGAAAUCGGGGCCGCCAACAUUCAUUUAGUUUGUCAGUUUGGAAUGACUCUAGAAGUUAUAAAGGGUAAUCGCUGUGACCGUACCAUCAGUUAUAGCUUUAUUGCUAAAAACUCAUGGGCUUUCAUUAUUACAAUUUGAACCCCUUUCCACUCUCACCUGCACACUCAGAUAGUUCAUUUGAAAACUAUUCUAGCUGCACAUUUUCACACAGUUUGGAGUAACAGCACUUGGCUCUUAAACCUUUACUGCUAUAAACCAAUCCAAUAACAACAGCGUGGGGAUAUGAUUUAUUAUUUUUAAAACACAUUCUGGUCCCUGCUGUAGUGAUGAGGGCUGCACUACUCCAGGAAAACAUGCAAUUGUGAUACUUUCGCUAAAUAUUGCAAAAACAAUAUGACAUAUUUAUUUUCCUUCAUUACAUUGUUUCCAUUAAUUUGUUUUGAGCUUUAGCAUCACAACCUUUGAUUAUAUAUUACGUGUGGGCACUGAGGGCAGUGAAGGCCCAUCCUAUGCCACAGAUAUAUUAUUGGCAUGCAGAAUUUGUAUGUGUGACACUUAAAAUGUAGCAUCCCACCAAAUAUUGUAUCUAAUUGCUAAAUUUUUAAAUCGCAGUGAGGGGGAUUCUAUAUAGUGAUCUAUUUCCCAGUUAAUGAAGCUGAAGGCAGCAGGACGAAGAGGUGAUCCACAGACAUAAUUUACAUAAACAGCGCAAGUUUUGGACCCCACAGUGGGGAUGUGCACACAGCUGACUAUCAGGGUAAAAUAAAAGGCUCUGGGAGAUUGGGUUCCAGGAUCAGAUAAAAAAAAAAAAAUCAAAAAACACCUCAAGAUCCAUGUCGGAUAUAGACAUGAAGUAGCUCUAUUUAAUAUUAAAUUAUUUUUGAUAUCUUGACCAACGUUGAUCAAGAUAUCAAACGUAGGUUUUAAAUGACCAGAUUGCACUGCGUACAAAGAAGACAGUUCAUCAGAAAAAUGUUAAAACAUGAGUUUCAUGUCUGAGAUUUAAAGAUGAUCCAAGAAAUUUUAUCUUAGUAGAAGUUGAAAAUCUAGACUUCAACUACUUCAAAUGAUAUGAAAGUGGAAAACCCAACACGUCUCCACAUUUGGUUCCCUGGAAGCAGGUCACAUUAGUCAGAUCAGAUGCAAUAUCUUCAUGGAGGUCGGUUUAUUGGCUGAUUAUUUCAGCCGUCCAAACACAACUACUGUAAUAUAACUAAAGCAUGGAGACAUGACACAGCUGUUUAAGGACAUAAUCUGAAUGUGAUCUGUGAUGUGGAUGUGAAUGCGUAUAGGACCCAGAGCUGUAAACGGCUGAAUGUCCUAAUUCUGUUAAUUGCUUCGGGCCAGAAAGAAAUGAACUUGCCGAGUUGUGUUUAUGAAGUUAAAGUGCAAUGGCUUUUUUUUUUGUUUGGUUUUAUAUUUAUGUAUCUCAAUUCGUUGUUUUUCUUUAGAGUUGGAUAUUGUUUUCAUCUGCUGGUUUAAAUUUCUCUUUGUAUGUUAAGUUUUUGAAUAUUUCCUUGUAUGAAGAUGAAAUGUUGACCAGGUAAUAAAAUUAAUCACUUUGA
Messenger RNA from Girardinichthys multiradiatus, 4950 nucleotides. RefSeq names its product inhibitor of nuclear factor kappa-B kinase subunit alpha-like. Gene Ontology annotation, molecular function: IkappaB kinase activity; ATP binding. The record is from RefSeq and is a predicted model, not a curated record. Gene Ontology annotation, cellular component: IkappaB kinase complex; cytoplasm. The transcript has 22 exons. Bases 169 to 2460 code for a protein of 763 amino acids. Gene Ontology annotation, biological process: positive regulation of transcription by RNA polymerase II; tumor necrosis factor-mediated signaling pathway; peptidyl-serine phosphorylation. NCBI's taxonomy places the organism in Eukaryota, Metazoa, Chordata, Actinopteri, Cyprinodontiformes, Goodeidae.